GGAGUUUUUUUACAUACAAGGGAAUUUAUGAAGUUAGGCUGACAACACCAGUCUUCAAGUCUUCAGAUUUUUGUGUGCGCCGGCUUCGCACGUGAACGUGUCGCGAAAAUCUCAUAAAAUUAGUGAAAUCACCAUGUCGGACGAAUAUUUCUAUGGUGUGACCCUGUCCUCGACGCACCAGUCGGAGACGUGGGACCCCGAGGCGAAGGUGGAGUACCCGCGCAGCAACAAGCUGCUCAUCCGCCUGGCGCUGCUCGGGCCCGACGCCAAGCCCGACGAGUUCAACGUGGUGCAGGUAGAAACAAUGUCACUACAAGACUCUAUCAAGAUCCCCGUGGCCAUCCUGAAGGUGGGAGAGACGCGGCAGGCGCGGCUAGACCUGGAGUUCCCUGAUGCUCCCGUCACAUUCACACUCAUCCAGGGUUCCGGCCCAGUACAUCUCAUCGGUCAGCACCUGCUCGGGGCGCUCGUGGAGGAGUUUGAAGAUAUGGAGGAGAUGGAGGAGGAGAUGUUGGAUGAAGAGGAGGGAGACGACUCGCAGUUCAAGGAAGAUGAGAAUAAAAGGAAAUCAUCUGCAGGCAAGCGCAAGACGAAUGAGGAUGACGACGAUGAGGAGGGUGAACCCAAGGGCAAGAAAGCGAAAAUGUCGAACAACGCUAAAGGCAAAGCCCCGUCUCCGAAGAAAAACGCCAAGAAGUGAGCGCCCCCCCCCCCCCCCCCAGCGCCGCCGCCGACGCCCGGAGUCCACGAACACUCCACAAGACUGACGCCCGACCGGGGCGAAACUGACCAAUCUUUUUUUCGACAUUCUUCUAUCUCCAUCUGUCACUCGAUUCUAACGAGCGCGAUAGAGAUAGCAGAGUUUGGAAAAAUGGAGGGGGCUCGGGCGGCGGUCGCCUAGUUUACGUUUACGAUAGUGUGGUACGAUAAUUCUGCCUAGGUUAGCGUGUAUCAGCGUGCAUCAGCGUGCCUGCGAGAGUGAGUGAGCGAGCGCGAGCCGGCGCCGGACCGCAGCCGGACCCGGACGGCCGGACGCGGACCGAACCCGGUGUGAUUCUUCACUAAUUUUUAUUUUUUCAAGAUUUCCAUUCCUUAUUGUUGUAGCGUUAUGGAUGUCGAAUUUAAUGUUAAGUCCUAAUUAAAUUCACGCGGAUGUAUUUUUAAGUUAAGACGUAAGCGUAAUCAGUGUACUCUAUAAACAUUGAUCCAUUACAUAAGUAUCGAUAGCCGCCGGGUCGACAUUUAAUUAUUUUUUUGCUAACGAUUUCUCAUUUCAGAAUGAAAACUGAUAAUCUAUUAUAGUUUGUUUGUACAUAUAAAAGCAUAAGAACGGUAACAAUAAAACGAAAACAUUUCUAAACUU
This is a messenger RNA of Cydia amplana, 1363 nucleotides long. RefSeq names its product nucleoplasmin-like protein. The transcript is spliced from 6 exons. Gene Ontology annotation, cellular component: nucleolus; nucleoplasm; cytoplasm. The record is from RefSeq and is a predicted model, not a curated record. Gene Ontology annotation, molecular function: histone binding; chromatin binding; RNA binding. NCBI's taxonomy places the organism in Eukaryota, Metazoa, Arthropoda, Insecta, Lepidoptera, Tortricidae. Gene Ontology annotation, biological process: chromatin remodeling. The coding region runs from base 134 to 700 and encodes 188 amino acids.